AUGGCAACGCCAUUCCUUAUCUCGUGCCCCUCCAACCCCACCUCAGGGCUCUCCAUCAAGCAGAUCGCCUACUUCGGGCGAGUGUCGGUGAAGGUCUCGAGUCUCGCCGAGGCCGAGCAAUUCCUGCGCCAGAACUUCCGCCACCUCGAUGUCUUUGUUGACGCGACUACCAUCCCCUCCGCCGGCGAUCUUGUCGAUGUCCUCAACGCCGGUGCCGCGAAGAUUCUCAUCACCCUCGACCAAUUGACCGCACUCUCCCAGGAACAAUCAGUCCCGUCAUCACGUCUGCUCGUCAAUGCCCCUUCAGAUGCUGAGUUGGACACUCUCCAGCAGUGGAUCGCUGCCAAUGCCUCCGAGCGCAACGAGGCCAGUGUCUGUACUGCUCCCGCCUCGAUCUCCGCCGCUGCCACAAAGUUGAAUAUCAGCUCCGAUUCUCCUCGCCUGUACACUGCUUUCGGUAAUCAAGUCAUCUCGGAGGAUUCAGUCAAAUCAGCUAUCGAGCAAAAUGCCAUCGCUAUCAUUCCCUCUCAAGCGUUGACCGUCGAGCGGGAUGCGGCUAGUCAAAUCUCUGCCGCCAAAUUAAUUGCUUCACGCGCGGUCACUGACCAAUCCAAUGGCCUCUACGCGACCUCAGUGACAGAUGAGCGGGGAGUCUGUCUAGGGUUUGUAUGGAGUAGCGAUGAGAGCAUUGCAGAAGCCAUCCGUACUGGCACCGGUGUCUACCAAAGCCGCAAGCGCGGGCUGUGGUACAAGGGCCAGUCCAGCGGAGACACCCAGGAACUGAUUCGCAUUGGUUAUGACUGUGAUGCUGACUGCCUGGUCUUUGUUGUCAAGCAGACCGGACGAGGCUUCUGUCACCUCGGUACUGAGUCCUGUUUCGGUGCCUCCACUGGUCUUUCUCGUCUUCAGAAGACUCUUCACGAACGCAAAGCUAAUGCUCCCGCCGGAUCUUAUACCGCACGCCUGUUCAAUGAGCCUAAACUCGUCGCGGCCAAGGUUAUGGAGGAGGCCGAGGAGCUGUGCGAGGCAAAGACCAAGGAGGAAAUUGCCUUUGAGGCUGCCGAUCUGUUUUAUUUCGCUCUCGCUAGGUGUACUGCUGCUGGUGUGUCCUUGGAAGACAUCGAGCGCAACCUCGACCUCAAAAGUCUCAAGGUCAAGAGGAGAAAGGGCGACGCUAAGGGUCCUUGGGCUGAGAAGGCUGGUCUGGCCCCUGCCGAGUCCAAACCUGCUGCUCCUGCUGCUGCGCCUGCGCCUGCGCAGUCGGCGACAGAGGAUCGCACCACCCGCAUUGAAAUGCAGCGUGUCAUUACAGCCUCUACCCCCGCUGACGAGGUCUCGGCCUUCCUGAAGCGUCCUUCGCAGAAGUCCAACGAUGCCAUUGUUGCCAUGGUGAAGCCUAUUAUUCAGGAAGUUCGUGAAGGUGGAGAUGCCGCCGUACUCAAGUACACUCACAAGUUCGAGAAGGCCACUUCAUUGACCUCUCCAGUCAUCAAGGCUCCCUUCCCCGCUGAGCUCAUGAAGUUGACCCCCGAGGUUCAGGAGGCCAUUGAUGUUAGCAUUGGUAACAUUGACCGAUUCCACUCUGCCCAAAAGGGAAGCAAUGAUGCCUUGACGAUGGAGACCAUGCCUGGUGUCGUCUGCUCCCGUUUCUCGCGUCCAAUUGAACGUGUUGGUCUUUACAUUCCCGGUGGUACCGCCGUGCUGCCUUCCACUGCUAUGAUGCUGGGUGUUCCUGCCAUGGUGGCCGGCUGCCAGAAGAUCGUCCUGGCCUCGCCUCCUCGCUCCGAUGGCAGCAUCUCGCCCGAGAUUGUCUACGUCGCUCACAAGGUCGGCGCUGAGAGCAUUGUUCUCGCUGGUGGUGCUCAGGCGGUGGCUGCCAUGGCUUACGGUACCGAGAGCAUCACCAAGGUGGAUAAGAUUCUCGGUCCUGGUAACCAGUUCGUGACCGCAGCCAAGAUGUUCGUUUCCAAUGAUACUUCCGCCGGUGUCAGUAUCGACAUGCCCGCUGGCCCCAGUGAGGUUCUUGUCAUCGCCGACAAGACCGCCAACCCCGCCUUUGUUGCCUCUGACUUGUUGAGUCAGGCCGAGCACGGUGUCGACUCCCAGGUCAUCCUGAUCGCCGUCGACCUGAGCGAGCAGGAGCUUCGCGCCAUCGAGGACGAAGUCGAUGCCCAGGCCAAGGCCCUUCCUCGCAUGGACAUUGUCCGCGGCUCUCUUGCACACUCUUUCACUCUUGUCGUCAAGGAUAUCGACGAGGCCAUGGUUCUCAGCAACGAGUACGCUCCCGAGCACUUGAUCCUGCAGGUCAACAACCCCGAGGCCAUCGUCGAGCAGGUUCAGAACGCUGGUAGCGUGUUCAUUGGUCCCUGGACCCCCGAGAGUGUUGGUGACUACUCUGCCGGUGUUAAUCACUCUUUGCCCACCUACGGCUACGCUAAGCAAUACUCCGGCGUCAACCUAGGCUCUUUCCUGAAGCACAUCACCAGCUCCAACCUGACUGCCGAGGGUCUCAUGAGUCUCGCAAAGACCGUUGAGACUCUCGCCGCUGUCGAGGGUCUGGAUGCCCACAAGCGGGCUGUCAGCAUUCGUGUCGCUCACAUGCAAAAGGACCGCUCAUAG
Penicillium maclennaniae is the source of this 2619-nucleotide messenger RNA. RefSeq names its product histidine biosynthesis protein HIS4. The record is from RefSeq and is a predicted model, not a curated record. Gene Ontology annotation, biological process: L-histidine biosynthetic process. Gene Ontology annotation, cellular component: cytoplasm. The coding region runs from base 1 to 2619 and encodes 872 amino acids. The transcript has 3 exons. Lineage: Eukaryota; Fungi; Ascomycota; Eurotiomycetes; Eurotiales; Aspergillaceae. Gene Ontology annotation, molecular function: metal ion binding; phosphoribosyl-ATP diphosphatase activity; phosphoribosyl-AMP cyclohydrolase activity.